AUGAUAAUUAAAAUGCCAUAUAUUACUACGGGAGGAGCAAAGAACCUACCUUUAUACAAGGGAGGUACAACAAUCGAUAAUUCUAUCAUGUACUCUUAUGUCAUUUCACCUGCUUGUAAUGUUAUAGUAGAGAUUUUCCCUAAAAGCUUUCAGUAUAUCACAGCAACAGGAUUUGUUUGUAAUUUUGUAGCAUUGUAUUUAGUUUCAACAUUAAUUGGAUCGGUGGUUGAUAGCAAGGAUGGACCACUCGACGAUUCAAACUAUCGUUGGGUUCACUUUGCAGCCGCCUUUUUAAUUUGGUUUUAUAUGAUGAUGGAUAAUAUCGAUGGUAAACAAGCCAGAAGAACUAAAACUUCAUCUCCACUUGGUGAAUUAUUCGAUCAUGGUUGUGAUUCAUUCACUGUUGGUUUGGCAACAUCGGUAGUUGGAUUAUCAGUUGGAUUAACAUUAUGGGAAAUAUUUUUUGUAUUUAUUCUAUCUACCAUUCCAUUCUAUUUGGCACAUUGGGAGGAAUAUUUUACACACCAUUUAAUCUUGGGAAUGUUGAAUGGACCAACCGAAGCUGAAUGUGCUAUUAUUCUAUUCUGUUGUUUGACUGGUAUCUAUGGUCAACAACUAUGGUACACUCAAAUCGAUAUUCUCGGACAUGGCAUUCGUCUCAAAGAGAUUAUGUUUAUCAUCAUGUCUGUCACCUCAAUCUCCACCUCUCUCCAAAGUAUUUAUUCGGGAUGUCGUAAAGCUGUUGCCAUGAAGAUUCCACUCCUCAGAGCAUUCUCUCAAUUACUACCAUUCACUCUUUUCCUCGUACUCGAAUUCAUCUGGGUCUACAUUUCACCUCAACUCUAUCUUGAAUAUCCAAUUGUUUUCAUUUUAGCUUCUACUUUUAUUUUCUCUUAUUUAAAUUGCCGUUGUAUUGUACAAAGAAUAUGUUCAGAAGAUUUUAGAAUGUUUUAUAAACCAUUGAUUUUCUUGAUUACGGCAGUAUUCAAUUCGGUACUUAUCAAAUACGCCGGAAUUGUUAUUGUAUCAGAAGAAUAUGCACUCUUUGGAUUAUUUGGAAUCAGUCUUGUAUUCAUGGUUCAUUUUACUUAUACUAUCAUCCAAGAGAUGUGUAGUAUAUUAAAAAUUCGUGCUUUUACUGUACCAAAAGAAAAACAAGUUUAA
Cavenderia fasciculata is the source of this 1164-nucleotide messenger RNA. It is a transcript of the gene captD, whose product is annotated as CDP-alcohol phosphatidyltransferase. Gene Ontology annotation, biological process: phospholipid biosynthetic process. The coding region runs from base 1 to 1164 and encodes 387 amino acids. The transcript has 5 exons. The record is from RefSeq and is a predicted model, not a curated record. Gene Ontology annotation, molecular function: phosphotransferase activity, for other substituted phosphate groups. Lineage: Eukaryota; Evosea; Eumycetozoa; Acytosteliales; Cavenderiaceae. Gene Ontology annotation, cellular component: membrane.